Molecule: messenger RNA, 1457 nt
Organism: Epinephelus lanceolatus (giant grouper)
Lineage: Eukaryota; Metazoa; Chordata; Actinopteri; Perciformes; Serranidae
Product: E3 SUMO-protein ligase ZBED1-like
Molecular function (GO): protein dimerization activity
Source: RefSeq, a predicted model, not a curated record
CAGACAAUGCGACCAACUAUGUCAAUGCUGUAGAGAGGUACUUGGGGAUCACAGAUAUCCCGUGCAUGGCUCACACAAUUAACUUGGCAGCGAGAAAAGGGCUUGCAGAGCGUUCUGUUGCAACAACAGUUAGUCGCCUGAAGGCUGCCGCUCAGCAUUUCAAGCACUCCCCUACAGACAGCUACCUCCUUGAGUCCAAGCAGAAACUCCUUGGUCUCAAACCAGUCCAGCUCAUCAACGACUGCCCCACCCUCUGGAACAGUACGUACGAUAUGAUCUGUCGGGCAGCUGAUCAACAAGCCGCUGUUGCAGCGGUGAUAAUGGAGAAGAAACUCAGCCGUCUGGAGCUCAGCAGUGUGGAGUGGACCCUGAUGGAGAAGGUGAAAGACGUGCUGAAGCCGUUCAAAGUAGCCACCCAGGCGCUGUCAACAGAAAACUACCCAACAGCAUCAGCGGUCCUCCUCCUGCAGUAUGUGCUUCUGACACAACUCAAUCCCUCCACCAAUGACCCGGCAGCACUGAAAGAGAUGAAAUCAAUGAUAUCAACUGAUCUGAAGGCACGAUAUGGCCCCGACAAAGAUGCAUUCUUCCUACUGAACACAGCCAGCUACCUCGACCCGCGUUUUCACCGACUGGUUCAUUUGGAACAAGAGUCGCGGCAGGCAGUGCGAGAUAAGGUUCAGAGGGAGCUUGCCGAGCUCAGCGAGGAGACAGGCGGAGAGGAAGGCCAAGAGGAGAACGCCACGGCUACGGAGCCACAGCAGUGCAAGGAAAAGAAUGCUCUUAGCGCGAUGGGGGACCUCUUUGGCGAUGUGUACUGCCAAAACUCGGCAGGAGUCAGACCAAAUGAAGAUGUGCUCCAAAGAGAAAUGAUGGCCUACGACAGUGAGCCCCCACCCCCGUCUGACAGCAACCCGCUGUCCUGGUGGAAGGAGAGAAGCCUCAAGUACCCCCAUCUCGCCCAGCUGGCACGCGGCUACCUGGCAAUAUGCGGGACAUCUGUGAGGGCGGAACGAGUGUUUUCCACAGCCAGGAACAUAGUCACAAAGCAGUGCUCUUCUCUAGAGCCAGAAAAUGUGAAUCACCUUGUCUUUUUGGCGAACAACCUAAAAAAGUCUGCAGCCAGAUAAACUGUAGCCAGCCAGAUAGCCCAUAAUGGCGAGUUCUAAUUUAGCCUAGGCUUACAUGUUUGAUUGUUGGAGAUAUAGCCCUGCAUCUCGAAGUGUUAAUCUACAUGAUUGAUGGGGAUUGGGGAGGAGAAUGCAUCCCGAGUGUUCAAUUUACAUCUCAAAGUGCCUUGUUCUUGGUAAUUGCUGUCAGAUCGCUAAUCGCUGGUAGGAUGUGCUUGUUUUGAAUAGGUCUACCAAAUAGGGCCUACCUUUAUUUAUUUUGUCUUUUCAGUACUUAGCCUGACUGGCUUAUUUUUUAUUUAUUUUUUGAUAAGAACAGUGGAUAAA